CAUGUCUCUGCAAGCACUGAUUUCAAAAACCAAGGAAUCUCGAAGAUCAUCCGGUAGCCUCAAAUCUCUUCUUCAGAGAUCGAAUAGCAGCUCUGGAACCCCACCCGGUAUGGGAGGCUUAGUUCAGAGUGCCGGAUUAUUGGUUGGUGUAGCUCAAAGAUGGGCGAAUAUUGAAUCGAAACCAGCAACACCCCCACCACCCUGUAGACGAGGGAGUCAGCCUGUGGCAAUUUGCAUUGAAGAGGACGAAGAAGAUGGAAUUGUUGUCGAGGACAACGACCCUGGAGAAGGAGAUGACGAUGUUGCUGCAAGGGUUCAAUUGGCCCAGCGCAUGUAUUCUUAUAAAUUGGCAAAAUCUGGUUAG
Dimorphilus gyrociliatus is the source of this 364-nucleotide messenger RNA. NCBI's taxonomy places the organism in Eukaryota, Metazoa, Annelida, Polychaeta, Dinophilidae. The record is from the annotation of a GenBank genome assembly.